CAUAGUAGUAAACACUAAACCCAUAACAGUUUCCCACCCCUUAUAAAUUGAUCCUAGAAUGUCAAGCAACCAACCAAAACCCACCCUCAUAACCCCCCAAAAAACCCUAAUCUAUUCCUUAAUUCUUCACAUAAUGGAAAGAUUGUAUGAAUUAGCAAAGACAAAAGCAGCAGUAAUAUUCAGUAAGAGCACAGAUUGUAUGUGUCAUAGUAUUGAGACACUUUUUUAUGAAAUGGGUGCAAGCCCAGCAGUGUAUGAGUUGGAUAAGGAUCCCAAAGGAAAUGAAAUGGAAUGGGCCUUAAAAAAUUUGGGAUGUUACCCAACUGUUCCUGCUGUUUUUAUUGGUGGGACAUAUGUGGGCUCAGUUGCUGAUGUUUUUGCUGCUCAUCUUAAUGGUUCUCUUAAAGAUAGGCUCAUUCAGGCCAAAGCUAUCUGGCUUUAGCAAUUAGUAUUUAGUACCCUCCAUUAAUGAAGAAUAAAGGCAUAGAAUGUGUAGUAUUAUUUAUGGUCUAGUGUCAUGCUUUUCUUAUUUACAACUAUAGGGAAUUUAUGUACAGUUUUAUUAAUACAUGUACUCAUUAUAGGGUUUAAAAGUCUGAUCACGUCAAGGAACUAACUGAACUAAAAGUUUAAGCUGAUGGUUGAGGUCUCGGGAUAUGUUAUAUAUUUUAACACUUAGGGAUGUUUGGUGCUUAGCUUUUACAUUGGUUUUUUGGUUGACUUUUGACUUAUUAGUUAGUCAAAUAGCCACAAAAAGUGUUUGAUAAAUGGCUGGAAAAAAGGUAAAGGUAAAGGUAAAAAACACUCCCGAUAUCUCGCACAAGGCUGAAAAAAAGGUAAAGGUAAACGGCUAGAAACCAGCUGAAAAGCUGGCUUUUAAGCCAAAAUAAAAAAGUUGCUCCAAUUAGUUUUUUUUGUUGGCUUUUGGCUUGUUAGUCUGCCUUUUCUCUAAUAAAUAGCCAACAACCAAUAUAAAUUUAUCAAACAUCUCCAUAAACAAUUGUCUUUUUCAGUUAACUUAAAAGCUAAUCAAAACAACCAAUAUUUUCAGCAUGUUAAACAAGCCAACUAAAAAGAUCAACUGCCAGUAGCCAAUUGCCAAACACUUGAUGAUCAUUUUUCAUCUUAAAAUGAAUUAGUAUUAGAUGGAAAGUCUGACUUCAUGUUAGGUUAUAUAUUCUUUAAUAAUUCUUUAAUAUGGGAUCAUCAUUGGGUAAUACUCUAAUUGUAGACAGUUAGCAUAUAAUCAUAAUUAUUCUAUGCAUUUCAUUGCUCUGAUGACAUCCUAAGUGGCGUUUGAGGAUCAUACAUAUAAUACUUCUACCUUUAUUAGUGAUAAUAACUAAAAAAUUAUUUUCAAUUAACUCCUGAUAUCAUCAGCAACUUCACAUGAAUAUGAAGUCUAUAUAUGCACAAAAAUCUUAUUUAGCGGUUAUCGUUAUGCACAUCUUAUAAAACAUAACUUUAGUAAUGAUCAUGAUUAAAAAUACGAUUUCGGUCACAGUAACAAUCGCAUAAUAGCUUUCUCGAACAAUGUGGAUGAUUUUGCUAUUGCAUCGAUCUAUAUUUUUGUUGUGACAAGUAAAAAAACUUUUACAAUACAGUUGUGAUAGGUUUUGUACCAAGGAAGAACUCAAGAUUUGAAAUGAAAUCAUUUUAUACUCAAAAAUAAUAAAACAAAAACAUCCCUUUAUACAAACAUCAUUAGAAUCUAGAUCUGUGAAGCUAGGCUACACUUUUGACCUGCAUCUUUUAGUAGUCAACAUUCUUCCAAAGUAAGAAGACAGCUCAGUUUUAUGGCCCUGAGUGCUUGGAAAAGAAAAACCGAAUAUGGUUCUUUUUUUAAUAAUUAUAAUUACAUUAAACCUAUGUUCUUUUUCUUUUUAAAAAAAUUAUGUUCUCAACAUUUUGAGUUUCUUAUUUACAUAAACAUAUGGGAUUCUGACAGAUAGGUUAUGAUUUUUUUCUUCAAAAAAUUCACAUAUUGAUUAUCUUUUGAAUAUUAGUAAAAAUCUAAAAGCUACCUUAAGUACAAUAAACGACUAAUAGUCAACUGAUUUAAGUACAAUAUACUUUUAGUUGUUUGAACCAGCCAACAUCUAUUAACCGAAAAAACCCGUAUAUAAUAGUCGAUUAGGUUUGGUACACAUACAAAAAUCGAAGAUUUGAUACAAUCUAUUUCAGUAUCAUGGAUUCGCCUCUGAGUUGCUAGAUUGAUACUUGUUUUUAGAGCAUAAGUAAGGAUGAAAAUUAUAUUCAUGCAGAGAAAAAAGAACAUGUACUUAGUUUUUUUAAAACAACAAAAAAAAACACAAAAGUUUGUGUAUG
Molecule: messenger RNA, 2328 nt
Organism: Amaranthus tricolor (Joseph's coat)
Lineage: Eukaryota; Viridiplantae; Streptophyta; Magnoliopsida; Caryophyllales; Amaranthaceae
Product: glutaredoxin-C11-like
Exons: 1
Coding region: 59-442 (127 amino acids)
Source: RefSeq, a predicted model, not a curated record